Salvia hispanica is the source of this 2354-nucleotide messenger RNA. RefSeq names its product protein trichome birefringence-like 14. Gene Ontology annotation, biological process: xylan biosynthetic process; xyloglucan metabolic process; plant-type secondary cell wall biogenesis. Gene Ontology annotation, cellular component: Golgi apparatus. Lineage: Eukaryota; Viridiplantae; Streptophyta; Magnoliopsida; Lamiales; Lamiaceae. Gene Ontology annotation, molecular function: acetyltransferase activity. The record is from RefSeq and is a predicted model, not a curated record.
UGCAGUAAUUAAAUUUCUCAAUUAAAUCAAGCUAAUAAUCUUCUCAGUCGUCGCAGUUCUAAAUCAAUAAUUAUAAUCUUAAUUCAUUAAAUCCCGUCGCAUCUCAUUCGAACAAAUCUGUCUCCGUCCUCCGCCGUCUCUCCGCCAGCUGUACUUGCCGUUCAAUCUCCCUAGCGGCGAUGCACAUUUCUUCUCCUGAACCAGACGCGAUAACUAAGUUCGUGUGCAUCUUGUAUGACUGCUACGAGAUCCACGGCUUUUGAUUCCCGAUACUAUUAUUUGGGUAGAUGCGAUUUGAUGAUUCGGUGAAUCUGUUUUCUUAGAGCUGCUUUUAAGGAUGAAAGGAGGCCUUCAAGCACUCAAGAUCUCACAGGUCUCCCUCAUCCUCAUCGGUUUAGUCUGCACGACUGUGCUUGUAUUGGCAUGGACAAAGACGUCAUUUCUCGAGGCUUUCAUUCCAUCUCCCAGUCGCAUCCUGCCACUAGAUUUGGAUGAAGCAGCUCCAGGACAAACUUUCAAGGGUAACAACAUUUCAGCACAAACAAGGACGGAACAAGUUGAAUCAUUUGCUUCGUCUAGUGGGAUAGAACUAAAAGGCGAGGGAGAAAAUAUUGAUAAUAGUAAAAGUACCAAUGAGGAAGAAAAUCCUGGCAGUGUUAAAAGUUGGGGGUCAGAUGAAUCAUCCGAAGGAAAAGAUAAAUCCUUACAAGUAGAGACUGUUGUGAAAAACUCAUCAGCUUCUGAGUCAUCUGUCAGAACAGAGGAAAAUGGAACCUUAUCAUCUGUUAAUAAAAACAAAGAGAGUCAUCCUAGUGUUCCUGAAGGAACAGAAUCUGAAGAACCAUCAGGAGGAAAAAAUAAAUCCAAAGAAUCAAAGAUUGUGCCAGAGAACUCUCCUUCUCUGGAGUCAUUUGUCAAAGGGGAGCCAACAGAAAACUUGUCAGCUACUAUUGGAAAUAAAGGUUGCAAUUAUGCCAAAGGUAAAUGGCUCAUUGAUGAUAAUCGUCCAUUGUAUUCUGGAUUUGGAUGUAAGCAGUGGUUGUCAUCUAUGUGGGCUUGUCGCCUGACACAGCGCAUGGAUUUUGAAUAUGAAAAGCUUCGUUGGCAACCCCAAGAUUGCAAAAUGCAAGAUUUUGCACCACGUAAGUUCCUGGAAAGGAUGCAGGAUAAAACUUUGGCUUUCAUAGGGGAUUCACUGGGUCGACAACAAUUUCAAUCUCUCAUGUGCAUGGUAACAGGUGGGAAAGAAAGAUCUGAUGUGCAAGAUGUGGGGCGUGAGUAUGGUCUUGUUAAGGGUCGUCAUGCUAUAAGACCAGAUGGAUGGGCUUAUCGGUUCCCUAUCACUAACACAACCAUCCUUUACUAUUGGUCAGCCAGUCUUUGUGAUUUGGAACCUAUUGAAGGGUCGAACCCGGUCAAUUUUGCCAUGCACUUGGAUCGACCCCCUGCAUUUUUGCAGCGCUAUCUUCACAAAUUUGAUGUACUUGUUCUGAAUACAGGCCACCACUGGAACAGGGGAAAAGUUAAUGCAAAUAGAUGGAUCAUGUACGUUAAUGGCGUCCCUAACACUAAUAGGAAGACUUUAGAUAUUGGGGGUGCCAAAAACUUGACCAUCCACAGUAUUGUGAAAUGGGUUGAUGCACAGCUCCCAUUGUUUCCAGGUUUGAAAGCAUUUCUACGCACUCUAUCACCCAGGCACUUUUUCAACGGGGAAUGGAACACUGGAGGUACAUGUGACAACACAACACCUCUUUCCGGUGGCAAAGAAGCUUUAAAAGAUGAUUCUAGUGAUUCUGUUGCUGCACAUGCGGUGAGGGGAACGAAUGUGAAGCUUCUAGACAUUACUGCUUUGUCCGAGUUGAGAGAUGAGGGCCAUAUAUCCCGGUACAGCAUUAAAGCCACACCUGGAGUGCAGGAUUGCUUGCACUGGUGCCUACCCGGUAUUCCUGAUACAUGGAAUGAAAUAUUGUUUGCACAGAUCUAACAUACGAACCCAAUGAGAGAAGAUGAGCUGCAAUCGGUAAAAAUGAUGGACGUGGUCAAGUCGGAGCUGCCCAUGAGAUUAUAGGCUCGAAUCAACUUUGAAGAAAAAAUAGCUAUGCAAUAUUUAUAGAAUGAUUCUUCUCCUCUCAUUUACCCAUUUAAGAGUUAGUAAAGUGUAGCGAAGUAUUUUGAUAGGAUUACUCAUUACUAUUCAUAUUUUGACAGGCAGUGACAAAAAUGAAAAGGUAUAAUGUUAACAUGAGGGAGGGAUUGUGUUGUUUGUGUUAGAGAUGUGUCCAGAGACGAUGAGUUGGGUAUUUCAACUGUUAGGCUUUGUGUUUUUUAAGUAAAUUUUUUAUUUUCUGGUGAUC